GGACUAAAAAGAAAGCAAUCGUUUUUGAACAUCGACGAAUUUAUAGAAAAUGAUGAGAAAGAAAACAAACAAAUGCUCUAUUAAACGAUCUUCCUGCGAGAAGGUGAAGCAACGAUCGAAAUCGAAGGUAGGGAGCAACGAGACAGAAGAGAGGGACAUCAAGGAGCUGAAAGUGAGAGAGAACUUACAGGCCACGCUACUCUUCAUGAUCGAGGGACACCUCUCUUUAUCCCCAUUCUGUGUAGAGUUGGUUAAAGUUAAAACGCUUCUCUUUCAGUUGUCGCUCGCCAACGUAGCGUUUCGCGCGGUGUCACGCACGCCUCUCGGCGAUUUCGACGAGCUGCUCGUGUUUUGCGCACGAGCAAGCACGUGUUUCGUCCUCUACGAAUGCAUUUCCACGGAUUUCUUCCUGCCCGAUUCCACCGGUUAAUCAAUCGCGUUUUACCGUGUCACGUACUUCCGUCUUUCGUUUCUCUCUCGUUCGCUUUCAGCUUCUGCUUUUCGCCCGAAAAUCGCUCGAUUACCAAAAGUGAAAGCAACGGAUGAGAUUUUUGUUUCGAUGCGUGUUGGCCGUGUUUCCGUUUUAAGCUUGUCGAGCUCCAUGAGAAUCUAAAACGCAUCACUGAAUCCGGUCGAUCUCGCGGCAAUACAAGCAUCACGUGAGGAAAAAAGAGGAAGGAAGAAGCCAUUAAUUUUCGCCGAAUAAUCUUAAUCGCGUUAUCUAGAAAUAUUUUAAUAUUUCAAGUUGCGAAUAAUCAACCUAUAUCUCAAGUAUCGACUAUGUUGUCUGAUUUUGUAAAACGUAGGAUAGUGUUAAAAAUGUCAGUGAAAUUGAAGCGUGUUUAAAGGAAUUUUUCGAAGUGGAUAUAACACUUUUAAAGAAAGAUUAUAGCUGAAUUUCGAUGAAAUCGAUCGCUGAAAUAAUUAACGUACAGUUCGUUUGAGAUCUUGAACAGUAAUCACGAAAUUCUUUGUUCCUGGUUGAUCAUGAAGUUUAUGGUAAUGAAACGUGAUUUUGUACACGAUCAAAAUCACGAUCAUCAAAGCUGAAAGUGUAAAACUGAAAAUUCACAAUCGAAGGACGUAACUUUGUAUUUCCUUCUAAAGUGUCGUCCUGAUUCUACGAAUAAAAGUAAAAAUGUCACUGGUCAACUUUACCUUGCCGUAUCAGUCGGCAACGCCUACUCCAUUCUUCUAUGGUGGACAAAACGGAGGACAGUCGACAGUGAACAACCUUCGUUUAAAUGCCGUACUUCCGCCUGCGCCCGCUCCAAAUUUUAAUGACCAAGAACCUUUCCAAAACGAACCGUAUAUACCGCCCGCUGCCUAUCAGCAGCAACAGCAACAGCAACAACAACAAAGACAACGUCAGUCGACCGUUAACCGACAAAGAAAUACAAACACGUUUGUCGAAGAUUCGUCUUUUUCAUCGACACAGGAUAAUCGAUAUGCGAAUUACAAUCAAGAUUUUCGAAGAACACAACCACGGCAACAGCAGCAACAAAUGAGACCUCCCCCGUCGCUGCCACAACAGCAGCAACGAGUUUCGGUAGAGAGGGAUCAAGAUAAUUUUCGAACAUCGAGAAUGCCGGAACAGGAGAGCUAUCCUGAUAGACCUAAUGGGUAUACGAGAGUUAACGGUGAAAGUGGACCUGGUACAAAAACUUCGAUUCACGCUGUUUUAGACUAUGAUGACGACUUCGACGAUUACUACGACGACAAAGAUCCUGAGAUACCAAGGGACGCUCACGUCACACCCAUUCAAGGUCCAAUCUUUUUAAAGAACGGCUCGGUCCCCGUAGUGCCACUAUAUUCGUAUCCUCAACUAAACAAUGGUACAUUUGUACAGAUACCGAUUCUUUGGACCGCACUUUCCGUUGCUCUGGGAGUCGAAUUAAGGGGAGAUUUGGUACGUGGUGUACCGUGCAUUAAAAAAUAUCAUCAGCUGUUCUGUCCAACUGCCGGAAACACAUAUCCAAUAGAACGGAUAGAACGUUUUAUUGACGAAAAUAAGGCGUUAAUGAAGAGAAUGUACGGUGACUUCGAAAUGAGUUCAGGAUACGGUUCUCCGACAAGAGAGCCCAGUCAUCGGACACGUAGGAGACGAAAAAGUAGAGAAGCUACAAAGCAUGAUAUCCCCGAUGGUGGACCUAGUUUUCAUGACGAACUGGAUCCGGAAAUGGAGGCUGAUGGUGACUCAUAUUUUGCUAAUAUCAGAAAGACCAGAAAUCCCCGACAAUCUCCUGGAAAGAAUCGAAAUGACAGUGGCAGAAUCGAUGCAUGCGAAUCGAAGGUGGAAAUUGUAACUCCUUAUUGGGCCAGCAACAGCGCUGGAAAAAUUCGUGCCAUUGUGAACACACAGCAUUUCGAGCAGGCCAUUCACCAAGAAGUUUGCUCGAAAACUCAGACAAACCGCUGUACUGGCGAUUGCGGUUGCGAACAAAAGUACAAAUGGCACCGACUACUUGCGUACGACCCUGACAACGAUUGCAAAGGUAUCUUCAUGGACUGGUUCCUCUUCCCUUCCUGUUGCGUCUGUAGAUGUGACCCGGUUCCGAACAAAUUUUCUUCGUCUAACAGUCGAAAUUAACAUGACUUUUUAUGAGCAAAAGUCUGUUACAGCGUCACGAUCGAACUCGUGAUUCAACUGCGAUUACGAAGAAAGCUAGUAGCACUGUAUGCAGAUUGAUAUUGUCUUCGAAAUGAAAUUGAAUUGCGGCAAGAGAAACUAUCAUCCUUUUGCUUUAAGCAGGUUUUAACAACGCCAUCGUUUCGAUAGGAUAAAACUCCGCCACAUUUAUUCAAUUAAGUAUAACAAAUAUGUUUAAUUGACGAUUAUUACAUUUCGUCGCUAAGAAAAUCCGCCUUAUUUAUGAAUAUAAUACUAGAAACUAUUGGAGGAAUUUCUACUAUCCCCUUCCUACUGAGGAGCGUUUUUCCCUUUCUUUGUCGGAUUAUUAGGAUUAAGUUAUAUAAAGGAUUAAAUAAACAGAUAUAGUAGAUUAUGAAUUAGAAUAGAUAUUAGUUUUCUUACAAUACUUUUUGGUAAUGCGAAUUAACGAAAAUUUGUUAUAUUAUUAGUUGUCUAUUGUUAUCUAUCUUCAUUUAUUGUAAAAUAAUACUUAUCAAUGAUAAACUACGGAUGUUCAUGCAUUUAUGGGAAGUUUGAAGAUGCAAAAAUGUACAGAACGCACAUAACACACAGAAAGAUAUUGUACGUGCAAAGUACCGAAAAUAAAGUACUGCUGGUCAUAAAAAUCUUCAAGUUCCAUGUUUUCAGUAGUGUUUAUAGAGAUACGUAUUUGCAUAAACAUUCACAUUUUAGUGAUAUCGCAUUUAAUACAAUUUUUGUUACUAAUUUAAUGAUCUAUCGAACAUCUAUCAGCAGUGUAAGAUCAAGGCAACUAAUUAAUAAGGAAAGAAUAGCAAAAAGUAAUAUGAGAAGGAACAGAUGCAUAUUAACGCAUAUAUUAUGUACUAUAUUGGCUGUAAAUUAUAAACAAAACAGAAAUAAUUAUGAAAAAAGGAUGUCCUUUGGUCAUCUGAAUUAUGUGAAUAAUAUCACAGCCCGGUUUAGCGAUACAUGUAACUAAUAUAAGUAUAGUAUGCCCGACUUAAACGUAUACAUACCAUUGAAAAAGCGAAAAUAAUGUUUUACAUAAAAGUUGUUUGGAAUACGUGAAUUUUUGAAAUUCUUAUUUCCAAUGAUUUGAAUAUUAAUACGAUUUGUUAGGUAUUAUCAUAUUGAUGUCACUUUAUUACGUAUUUCAAAACGAAUUCAAUAAUGUUCAAUAAUAUUUUCUCAAUAGUUAGAGAAAUGAUAGAGUGUAUCCAUUUAAAGUAGACAUAUUAUACGUAUAUUAAACAUGCCAUAGCUUUAUAAUUAGCAGCUGUAUAUUUACGCGAGUUUUGUUUAUUUUAAUUUUUGAAUGACAAUUACAAUAAUUUUUUGCAACUAUGUUUUUACAUAUUAUAUCGUGUUAUGAACAUUAUCGACGUAAUAAUGCUCGAACUGCUAUUGUGAUAAUAGACAACAGCGUUAAAAAAACAAUAAUAUUUAAAACAGCAAAUAAACUAUAAUGCUAUUUUCGUAAACCUUUUAAACGUAACGAAAUAAGAUAAUCGUAAUAAGAAAGAUCCGAAUUUCAGUCAGUUUGUUUAAUGGCAACGUGACAAUACUAAUACAGUUCAUAUAUUGGCGAUCAAAAUUUUUCAGCUCUAUAUCUUUAUAAAUACAUAAUACGCAUUUGUUGCUUUCUCCUGUUAAUGACAGUCUAGUUUAUUAGAGAGAAUUUGCUUAUGAUCGGCAAUUUCGUUAUGACCUUCCCUUGCAACUAAGAUACCCGACGCCCUCGUAUUAAUUUAAAGCAGCAUUUAAAUUUUGGUGUAUCAAGGUGCUGCGUAUUUCGAAUGUAAAAAACAGGAAAAACUCGUUCCAUGGUACCUUCGGUAUGCUUUUUUAUACGAUAGACAAGAUAAUUAUAUUCGAUUGAAAAGAGGCUUUUCUGCUGCGCAACCUUCGCGUUUUGUCCUCCAUCGUUCACGUCGACAUUUUUUUCCCUCCUUUAGUUUAAUUGUAAGUAAAUAAGUAGAUAUGCGCGGUCAUUUAGUUGGAAUGCGUAUCCUGUUGUCACUUCUCUUUCUAACAAUCUAGAAAAUAUAAUUCUCAGUAAUCGACGCUGUUAUUUCUUUUUCGUCAGAGCAGUUAGAUCAUUAUAUUCAUUACCCGUGUUUCAUUGUUUCUUCUAGGAUAUGUAUCUUCAAAGUCAAAUACCGUGUAACGAAUCUAUAUAAUUACUAGUGUGUAUAAAUGUAAUUGCAUAGAAACGUUAGAAUACGAAUUAGAAAAAUAUUUAUUAAGUUAUGUACGCGAACCGCAAACAACGAGAUCCAAACGUACAUAUGUAACACAUUAUAUUCCUAUAUUCGGUAAAAUAGAAUUUUGUACAUACGCGAAAUAAAUUCUAAUUAUUAUUCCCUGGAA
Molecule: messenger RNA, 4984 nt
Organism: Bombus terrestris (buff-tailed bumblebee)
Lineage: Eukaryota; Metazoa; Arthropoda; Insecta; Hymenoptera; Apidae
Gene: spz3
Product: protein spaetzle 3
Exons: 8
Coding region: 1139-2590 (483 amino acids)
Biological process (GO): regulation of Toll signaling pathway; innate immune response; central nervous system formation
Cellular component (GO): extracellular region
Molecular function (GO): growth factor activity; Toll binding
Source: RefSeq, a predicted model, not a curated record